This is a messenger RNA of Aphanomyces invadans, 198 nucleotides long. RefSeq lists its product as hypothetical. Lineage: Eukaryota; Oomycota; Saprolegniomycetes; Saprolegniales; Verrucalvaceae. The record is from RefSeq and is a predicted model, not a curated record. Bases 1 to 198 code for a protein of 65 amino acids. The transcript has a single exon.
AUGACCGCUGCGAUUCGACCGCCGCAUCUGAAGGCGGCCGUCGAGCGACAGUUAACGCGCGAGACGAACAAGGCGUUCAAGUCCGACGUGCGAGCGUUCUGUACGUGGCUUGUGACGUUGUUGGAUACUUUCAUGCUGUUCGAGUCGCAACUCAUCUCGGUGAAGGAGAAAGCGGAGUCAAAUCCGCCUCGCCAGUAA